GCUAAGACGGAACUAUUAUAGUGAUGCACACCAGAAAGUAACUCAGCAGAGCUUAGCAUGGCGUCGGGUCAUUUGUGCAAGCUACAUAGUCUUUUAACGCGACUUUCUAACGGCACCCAACUACGACACGUACAAACAUGUUUGGUGCCAAUGAGACAGAAGUCCAGUGUCAGUGGUCCUUCACUUGAUGCCCCGAACUGUAAUGUGGAAAUCGGUGUGACUUCAGAUGGAGGAACCAUAGUGUGCUACCAUCCCACUGUCGACGUUCCCUAUGAGCUUACCCAGCCUAUAGAACGACCAGACCCCCUGAACAACUCGGUCGAGACCCAUGACCAGAUUUUAAAGGCCCACCUCAGCAAGGAGGUGCUGAAGGACAGAAAAGGGCCCACUAUAGAGGAGCUAAGCAAGAUGUUUUUUACUACCAAACACCGGUGGUAUCCAGUAGGACAGUACCACCAGAGACGCAGGAAGAAGGAUCCCCCAAAGGACAGAUAGUUGAAGGCCAAAGUCACAAAACAGCAAAUGAUGUUUGUGUUUUUGUCACAAUGAUGUAUAAUAAACUGUUGAAUACUACGUAGGUUGUCAUGAGUUUUUAAGUCAGUGCUGCUAUGGAACAAUAAUAAGGCUUGGAAAUUACACUUUUAUUUUGUUUCGUCUACUCUGAUACUGUGUAUAUUUACUGCCCUGGAUUUUAGGGGCUUUUUUAUAACAACUACUGCAAAUAUAAAGCUAAUAGACUGGCACCAGUAUACCAUAAAACAUAUUCUUGGUGAACAGAUUGUAGCUGGGGAGUAAAAGUAGUUUUGAUUAUCAUAUUUGUAUGGAAAACAAGAGGGAUAUUAUAUACUUCAGCGAUUUUUGUUAAUUUUAUAUGCUAACCACUCUAACACCAAAUCUGUAUCAACACUUAAAAUGCUCAGUGGUGCAUCCUUAGGAUUUUUGUAUCUCAAUUUUAAUAUACGAUGAGUUUGCUGAGAAUUAAUAUUUAUUCAUAAAUACUAUCAUUCUGUGCCUGCAAGAAAAACAAAACUGUAGAUGAGUGUUUUAUAGCAUGGUAAAGGUCUUGCACACCACACAACAAUAUGAUUGAAGAAAACAGAAAAUCUAUCUCCAAAUGAACAAAUACUGACAAAAGCUGGUGUAUUUUACAAGUUCGGUCUCUAUAAAAAGAUAAAGACUGAAGGAGAUCGACCCCCACAAAAGUGACAACAUUAAAUAUUUA
Messenger RNA from Anarrhichthys ocellatus (wolf-eel), 1222 nucleotides. It is a transcript of the gene mrpl42, whose product is annotated as mitochondrial ribosomal protein L42. The transcript is spliced from 5 exons. Lineage: Eukaryota; Metazoa; Chordata; Actinopteri; Perciformes; Anarhichadidae. The coding region runs from base 58 to 495 and encodes 145 amino acids. Gene Ontology annotation, cellular component: mitochondrial large ribosomal subunit. The record is from RefSeq and is a predicted model, not a curated record.